Arabidopsis thaliana (thale cress) is the source of this 3256-nucleotide messenger RNA. RefSeq names its product Glycosyl hydrolases family 32 protein. The record is from RefSeq and is marked reviewed. Gene Ontology annotation, biological process: carbohydrate metabolic process; sucrose metabolic process. NCBI's taxonomy places the organism in Eukaryota, Viridiplantae, Streptophyta, Magnoliopsida, Brassicales, Brassicaceae. Gene Ontology annotation, cellular component: membrane; vacuolar lumen. Gene Ontology annotation, molecular function: beta-fructofuranosidase activity; hydrolase activity, hydrolyzing O-glycosyl compounds. Bases 1533 to 2981 code for a protein of 482 amino acids. The transcript is spliced from 6 exons.
ACAAUAAUUAUUUUUAUAAAAGUAUUGACUUGUCGUCUGCAAACGUGAUUACGUGAACCUUACUGGUAAUAAUACAAAAAUCACAGCUCUAAUUUGCCAACCCAAUCCAGAUCUCUCUAGUUCUCAACUUCUCAUAUAAUUAUUCAUUAAUAUAUUUAUUUUGAGAUUUUGGUUGAUUUUUUGAUAUAUAAAUAUUGGACUUGCCAUUUUCUAUUACAACCAUCAAAUCUCAAUAAAGCAAAACGAACAAGAAAAUGGCGAGCACGGAAGCUCUCUUACCCGUCACGUCCCUACAAGAUCCAUUAUCUGAGUCAAGAUCCGACCAGAUCCCGGAGACCCGUCGGAGACGACCCAUCAAAGUUCAUCUUGCAGUCUAUUCCGGUUUGCUCUUGAUCGCUUUGUACGUCACUCUCAUCGUCACACACGACGGCUCCAAGGCUGAAAUAGCGACGGAGUCACGUCCUCGUAUGGCCGGCGUGUCGGAGAAGAGCAACGACGGGGUUUGGAUAUCAUCCGAUGAUGGGAAAGUUGAAGCGUUCCCGUGGAACAAUACUAUUUUGUCGUGGCAACGCACGGCGUUUCAUUUCCAGCCUGAGAAAAAUUGGAUGAACGAUCCUAAUGGUAAGCUCUAGAUCCUACACUGAAGUCUUCUAUUUUUGUGCUUCUAAAGAUUUCCUUUGACCAUUAUUUAUUUUAUAUAAAAUAAAAUAUGGAUUAUAAAAAUUUUGAUUGGCUACACAAUUGAUAGAUAUAUUUCAAACCCGUAAAAUAGUAUUGGUAGAUAGAUAUAUGACAACAAGGCACGUCCUUUGCGGACUACAAUUAAUGUCAUUGGAUAAAAUUGAAAAAGAAAUAUUGGCAAAAACAUUUAUUAAUUUACACGUAAAAAGUUUUUUUGUUUAUAAUGUAAAGUAAACAGACAAAAUCUGAACAGAAAGAGUCAUUAAAGCCAAUCAGUUUACUUUGUUUUUGCCUGUUUUGUAUAUACACCACGUGAGUCAUGUGCAUAUUGUACAAAUCAUUGCUCACCUAUUAUUGUGUUUGGACAGUCCCCAUUUGACUCAUUCUAUUAACCCAAUUGUAACUGAAACGUCAUAUUUUAUUUAUUUUCUUCCUUAAAAGUCACAAAUAUACAGUAAUAACAGCUUAUUGAAGUUAUGAAACGUCGUACUUUAUUGUGGUGUUUUAUUAAGUAAACGUGUUUCUUCUAUUGUUUUUUAUUGUUUUUAAACCACUAUCUCAGCAUUUCAGAACAGAGGAUGAAUAUAUUAUGCUAUCAUUUCGAAUUUAUAUUAGUAAAUUUGAAGUCAUAAUUAUACUUUUUGAAUGCUAAUACUCAAUUUGUGAUUAUUUUACCAGUGAAAUGUUAAUCCGAACAAAUGAAAUGUUAAACGUGUCCAGGUCCAUUGUUCUAUAAGGGAUGGUACCAUUUCUUCUAUCAAUACAACCCAAAUGCAGCUGUGUGGGGUGACAUUGUUUGGGGUCACGCCGUGUCAAAAGACCUUAUCCACUGGCUUUAUCUCCCAAUAGCCAUGGUUCCUGACCAAUGGUACGAUGCAAACGGUGUCUGGACCGGUUCAGCCACUUUUCUAGAUGAUGGCUCCAUUGUCAUGCUCUACACCGGUUCCACUGACGAAUUCGUACAGGUUCAAAACCUUGCCUAUCCUGAAGACCCAAGCGACCCACUUUUGUUGAAAUGGGUCAAGUUCUCCGGUAACCCUGUCCUCGUACCGCCUCCAGGUAUUGGUGCAAAGGACUUCCGUGACCCAACAACAGCCUGGAAGACAUCUUCUGGAAAAUGGCGAAUCACCAUCGGUUCCAAAAUCAAUAGAACCGGAAUAUCUCUCAUUUAUGACACUACCGAUUUCAAAACCUACGAGAAACACGAAACCUUGUUGCACCAAGUCCCCAACACCGGAAUGUGGGAGUGCGUUGAUUUUUACCCGGUGUCGAAGACUCAGCUCAAUGGGCUCGAUACUUCGGUCAACGGACCAGAUGUCAAGCAUGUCAUCAAGGCUAGCAUGGACGAUACUAGAAUUGACCAUUAUGCCAUUGGGACGUACGAUGAUUCAAACGCUACAUGGGUCCCCGAUAAUCCUUCUAUCGAUGUCGGAAUCAGUACCGGUUUGAGAUACGAUUACGGGAAAUAUUAUGCGUCAAAGACGUUUUACGAUCAAAAUAAGGGACGAAGAAUCUUAUGGGGUUGGAUCGGUGAAUCUGACAGUGAAGCUGCUGAUGUACAAAAGGGUUGGUCUUCUGUUCAGGGCAUCCCAAGAACUGUUGUAUUGGACACAAGGACGCAUAAAAACUUAGUCCAGUGGCCAGUUGAGGAAAUCAAAUCAUUGAGACUAAGCAGCAAGAAAUUUGACAUGACUAUUGGACCAGGGACUGUGGUUCCGGUCGAUGUGGGUUCCGCCACUCAGCUAGACAUAGAGGCUGAGUUCGAGAUCAAGACCGAUGAUCUCAAGUUAUUCUUUGAUGAUGACUCUGUGGAGGCCGACAAUAAAUUCAGCUGCGAAACAAACGGAGGCUCCACAGCGCGUGGUGCUUUAGGGCCUUUUGGAUUCUCGGUUCUCGCUGACGAGGGCUUGUCAGAACAAACUCCGGUUUACUUCUAUGUGACUAAGGGAAAACAUUCAAAACUCAAUACUGUCUUCUGCACUGACACCUCAAGGUCGACUUUGGCAAACGAUGUGGUGAAACCAAUCUAUGGAAGCUUCGUACCGGUCUUAAAAGGAGAGAAAUUGACAAUGAGAAUCUUGGUUGAUCAUUCGAUCGUAGAAGGAUUCGCACAAGGUGGAAGAUCAUGUAUUACCUCAAGAGUAUAUCCCACAAAAGCUAUCUAUGGAGCUACCAAGCUCUUCUUGUUCAAUAACGCCAUUGAUGCGACCGUUACGGCGUCGUUUACGGUCUGGCAAAUGAACAAUGCUUUUAUUCAUCCUUACUCUUCAGACGAUCUCGGUGUUCCUUCCAGCACCUGAUGAGUUUUCUCAUCCUUUCUUGUUAGUCUUUUGAUUGUUGUUAAAUAAUAUGGGUUUGAUUUUAUCUGUGUUUGAUUCAUCAUGUGAGUGAAGAGAAGAAAAUAACAUUUAUUUUCUCCUUUUUUGAAAGAGUAAAUUAUUUUCUUCGUACAACAUCAAUAAAUAUGAAAGAACAACGUCACCGAUUAUCUUUGUAACCUUUUCCACACUUUCACCGAUCAAUUGCGUGAUGCAUGAUGUUGAAUCAUCCGUUUGCAUGACAUGACGUUAAGAAG